UGUUAUUAUUAAAAUACGAUUUACGAGUGGAGAUAAAAGGUCCCCGGGUCGGUCUCGCCGCCGCAGUCUCGUUCGAACCGGUCUCGCCGUCUCGCUUGCCGACCUACAGAAUCCGAACGGACGUCCGCGCGGGCCGCCAGUGAAACGUUCCACCGUACGCCGUACGAUCAGCACCGUUCGGCAAACCCGCCUUGCCGAGAUCCGGACCGCGUGAACCGCGUGCGAGUGAUCGCGGGACGACGCCCAUGGAUCCAUCGCGUCGUUCCGCCGGCCGUCGGCGUUCGACCGGCAGCGCGGCGGCCGCGAUGAUCGCCGCGGCGACGGCGAUCGCAGUCGUCGCGGCCGCGGCGCUGUCCGCGACUCCGGUCAGCGGCGGAAUCGUCUCGGAUCACGUGUCCGCGUCCGCGAGGUCGAGGCUGGGGCCAAACCGCGGUAGCGGCCCCGGUACCUGGCACCCGGUACCUCCGCAACAACCCCGUCGCGAUCAGUACGGCGACACCGCCGGUACCCGGCACCCGGUUCCGCUGCAGCAACCCCGUCGCGAUCAGUACGGCGAUACCGCCGGUACCCGGCACCCGGUUCCACCGCAGCAACCCCGUCGCGAUCAGUACGGCGACACUGCCGGUACCCGGCACCCGGUUUCUCCGCAACAACCCCGUCGCGAUCAGUACGGCGACACCGCCGGUACCCGGCAUCCGGUUCCGCCGCAACAACCCCGUCGCGAUCAGUACGGUGACACCGCCGGUACCCGGCACCCGGUUCCUCCGCAACAACUCCGUCGCGAUCAGUACGGCGACACCGCCGGUACCCGGCACCCGGUUCCACCGCAGCAACCCCGUCGCGAUCAGUACGGCGACACUGCCGGUACCCGGCACCCGGUUCCACCGCAGCAACCCCGUCGCGAUCAGUACGGCGACACUGCCGGUACCCGGCACCCGGUUCCGCCGCAGCAACCCCGUCGCGAUCAGUACGGCGACAUCGUCGGUACCCGGCACCCGGUUCCGCCGCAGCAACCCCGUCGCGAUCAGUACGACGUCAACACCGGUGCCGUUCGUCUCCCGCGCACCAACUCCAGCAACUAUAAUAACGAAUUCCCGUACCGGAGCAACUACACGGGCAUAGCGCUGCGAACGACGACAAAUGCGACGACCACCGCCGCGGUUUCGAAUUAUCCCGGCAAUAAGAAACCGCCGUCGUCCGAAACGGCCAAAUCGACGAAGCCCGUCGCCGAAACGGCAUUAUUGAACAACACGCUGUUCCGAUCAAUCACAACGGUGCCGCAGAAGAAAUGUUCCGACGGUAUGCAUCUGGGUCCCGACCAAAACUGCCAUCUCGACUUUCAGGAUCCCGAAGAAUGAUAAUCGCGUCUAAUUUAUUUGAGUAUAAAAUAUUUACAACAAUUUAUAUUUUCUUUCUUUCUUUUUUUUUUUCCAUUAUGUACAAAAUUUAUUUAAAAUCGAUUCGAAAACAUCCGAUAAUAAUGUAUUAAUUACCCAUUAAUUUAUAUGUACAGUUUUUAUUUUUUUGUGUUUGUUUUUGUUUUUUUUUUUUCAUCGAACCCCGGCGAUAAGAUUAAAAUAUUUCUCUACACGAACGUUGUUGAUUUAUUA
Cinara cedri is the source of this 1610-nucleotide messenger RNA. NCBI's taxonomy places the organism in Eukaryota, Metazoa, Arthropoda, Insecta, Hemiptera, Aphididae. The record is from the annotation of a GenBank genome assembly.